CUUACAAAUUUGCAAAGUUGUAUAACUGCAAAUUGCCUAUACAUGGCUCUCACACAAAACAACGGAGGAGUGAGCCAUCGCAUUCAUCUAAAAUAUCUUUGCUGCAAGCAGGACUUGUACAAUUUGUUCUCACUGCCGAGCUUUUUUCUCUCCAUGGUGCCUCAACAUUAGUACUCGUUUCUGCUCAGGUAGCACCAGCAGCCAGAUGUUUCAGCUGCUGUGGGUUUGAGAAAGGCUAUGGAUAGCUGCCCGAGCAGUUAAUACACACAGACAAACGAUGCUAACAGCUCCCAUUACACUGUGGCCAAAGGAAUGUCACAUUUGACCUGCCCGUUGCUGUGCGGCUAGCCUGCCAGCUAAAGUUAGCUAGCUAGCUACCGAGCGUUAGCUCAAAUGCAGUUGACUAGGAGAGAGAUGCCCAUAAAGAUAAAGUUACACUGGCAGUGAAACAAAAUAAGCAAAUAACACAAGCAAUGCUAGCUAAGUGCUGAAAAACGACAAGGUUUAACUGCCACCGCGUUUAGAAAACAUUUCGGCGGACUUAUCAACUGUUUUUCCAUCGUCGUUUGGAGAGGGUUAACGGUAGUGACAGUUAUUGGGAACGCUACUGCAGUAGCAGCCAGUCAAGAGUCAACAAUGCUAUUCAUGUUCAGUUCUACACGCCUACUCGGAAGAGGGAAAACUUUGCUCCGUGAUCCGUUUAAGAGGAUUUGCGUAGACAUGUCGUCCUCCUCUCCUUCAGGUAAGAGACUGCGGGUUCUGGUUGACAUGGACGGGGUCUUGGCAGACUUCGAGGGGGGUUUCUUAAAGAAGUACCGGGCCCGAUAUCCGGAAGAUCCCCACAUCACCCUGGACGACAGGAGAGGGUUUUGGGUGUCAACGCAGUACGGGCAGCUGAGGAGUGACCUGUGUGACAAAGCCAUCAGUAUCUGGGAGUCCAAAGACUUUUUCAUAGAACUGGAGCCGCUGCCAGGAGGAGUGGAGGCGGUCAAGGAGAUGGCCAAGAUGGAUAACACAGAUGUCUUUAUCUGCACCAGCCCUAUACAACAUUACAACCACUGCCCGUAUGAGAAGUAUGCCUGGGUAGAGAAGCAUUUGGGCCAUGACUUUCUGGAGCGGGUAAUCCUGACCAGGGACAAGACAGUAAUCACCGGAGACCUCCUGAUAGACGACAAGCCUGACAUUCUAGGCGUGGAGCCCCAACCGACGUGGGAGCACAUCCUGUUCACCGCCUGCCACAACAAGCACCUUCCCCUCAGCCCCCCGCAGAGACGACUCCUGUCCUGGUCGGACGACUGGAGGGCCAUCCUGGACAGCAAAAGGCAGUGAGGGAACCCCUUCACCUACGAGCCCCAGUGGCCCUGGCUUCCUGGUUAGUGGACGAGUUGAGGUGGGUGGGGGGGAGGGAGGGGGGGGUGUCCACCGGAGACAACGUCAUCACCACGCCGGUGGGUGUCGAGGCUCGGAGCGGCCGCUUCAAUAUUAGUUUCUGAAAGGAAGGAGGGUCUAAUAUUAAAAGGGGGAAUGAUCAGCCACAUUCACAAUAUUAUACAGGUUUGAUAUGUUUUUUUUUUUUCACUCUGCUGGGUAUGGACAAUUCACUUGUUCAACCACAAGGGGGCACUCUGAGACUGAGUGUGAUGGGAACCACCUUUCCACCUAUUUCACUGAAGAAACUGUGACAGCAGAAUAUUGAAUUUCAAAUGGAUACACAGGGAGUCUAACAGGGCACAUUGAACUUGUUGUGAGCUGCUCUGUGUCUGCGUACAAUGUUUCUGGGAGACGUAUUGUUAGGAUUUUUUUUUUCUCUUACUCGUUAAAAUCAGAAUUUUAUUUGGGAGACACUGGGGCUGUUUAGCUAUGGUCUUGAUGAUGAUGAUGAUGAUGAUGAUGAUGAUGAAUAAUUUUAUUUCGGUUAACAUAGAUGAAAGAAACAAUUAUUUGCCACCGUAUCGAACCGAAAAAGGAAUAGGCCGAAGCCAAGGCUUAUUUUUGCCUAUCCUAUCCCAUAAUCCCUAUAGAAUCACCCAGAAAUUCAACUAAACUAAAUGAAACCAAAUACUUAAACCUACAUUGUGUAUUUUUUUGAUUUGAUUCUUAGCAAAAA
Sander lucioperca (pikeperch) is the source of this 2107-nucleotide messenger RNA. Its product is annotated as 5'(3')-deoxyribonucleotidase, mitochondrial. The coding region runs from base 637 to 1329 and encodes 230 amino acids. The transcript is spliced from 5 exons. Gene Ontology annotation, molecular function: 5'-nucleotidase activity. The record is from RefSeq and is a predicted model, not a curated record. Gene Ontology annotation, biological process: pyrimidine deoxyribonucleotide catabolic process. Lineage: Eukaryota; Metazoa; Chordata; Actinopteri; Perciformes; Percidae.